CGGGGAGGCAGUUGCGUUCACAUGUCAGUCAGUCAGGGCUGCCCGUCGUCAUCCAUCACUUGCGUUCUCUCACUCUCCCUCUCUCUCCCUCUCUUCUCUUCCCCUCCCAUUCUCUAACUCUUAUCUCACCCCCACCCCCCUCUUCAUCUACUACUCCCCGGUCAUGUUAGCCUUCGUCGACUCUGGCUAAAUCCCCGGGUUAUAUCUCCUUGAAUGCACGCCAUCUCCUCCAUCCCGUCCUCGUCGCUACUAUGGCUGCGCAGUCCAAAUUACUUCCGCCCGAGCGGUCCAUACGACACCUCUUCUCCCGCCUGGCGGCCACCUACCUCCGUCACCGUAAGCAAAUUUCCCGCACCGUUUACUUGGCCCUCUUCGCCGCUCUCGUGAAACGCGUCCAUAAUGCCAUCUCCGAGCAAAAAGCCGCCUCCCAUCACCAGGAAUCACUGCAGAGGAGGCCAGGGACCAGCAGUCUCGGCGAGGAGGGCGACCGCCCGCGAAAGAAGGUCGAGGUUAACCGGGAGUUCUUCCGGAACCUGAUUCGCCUUCUCAAGAUCGUGAUCCCCGGUUGGCGGAGCAAGGAGCUACGGCUACUUUUCGGGCACAGUGUCUUCUUGGUGCUGCGGACGCUGCUGAGUCUGUAUGUAGCCGAGCUGGAUGGACGAUUGGUUAGCAACUUGGUGAGGGGGAGAGGGAAAGAUUUCCUGCUGGGGCUGGUGUGGUGGAUGAUUGUGGCAGUUCCUGCGACGUUUACGAACUCGAUGCUUUCUUAUCACCAAUGCAAACUCGCCCUCGCGUACCGCAAGCGCCUGACAGACUACAUUCAUGAGAAGUAUUUGUCUAACAUGACGUUCUAUGCGAUAUCAGCUUUGGAUGAUAGGGUCAAGAACCCCGACCAGCUCAUCACAGUAGAUGUCUCUCGGUUCUCUGAUAGUCUGGCAGAGCUAUAUUCCAAUCUGGCCAAGCCGAUCUUGGACAUGGCUAUCUAUAAUUACUCUCUUUCGAAGAGUGUGGGCGGAGAAGGCCUGUUCAUAAUGAGCCUCCUCGUGCAAUUGUCCGCGAAUGUCAUGCGUGCAUUGACACCACCGUUUGGCAAAUACGUGGCCGACGAAGCUCGCCUGGAAGGAGAGUUCCGGUUCCUGCACUCGCGACUGAUCGACUACAGCGAGGAGGUGGCUCUCUACCACGGCCACGAGGCAGAAAAAGAUACCCUAGACAAGGGUUACUUCACUCUCAUCAAACAUGUGAAUCGCAUUCUCCGAAGACGCUUAUAUCAUGGAUUCAUGGAGGACUUCGUCAUCAAGUACUUCUGGGGCGCCUUGGGCUUGAUCUUGUGCAGUAUUCCUGUCUUCUUCAAGAUCCCCGGCCAAGUCACUCAAACCAUGGGCGACCGCACCGAAAGUAAGCGUUUCGACCUAGAGAAAGUUAUAACAGUCAGCACGAAAGCUAACAGACCUCAAAUAGGCUUCGUUACAAACCGCAGAAUGCUACUUUCCUCGUCCGAUGCCUUUGGACGUUUGAUGUUCUCCUACAAAGAAAUCUCCGAACUAGCCGGCCAUACAGCCCGUGUCUCCUCUUUACUUGAGGUCAUGGACGACCUAUUGGCCGGUCGCUUCGAGAAGAAGCUAGUAUCUUCCGCGUCCACAGAAGAAAAUACAGCAAUUCUUUCUGGCCGCGGAGUCGUCGAGGAAAGCGAUUCCAUCGACUUCACCGAUGUGCCCAUUGUCUCACCAAACGGCGAUGUUCUAGUCCGCAAGCUAUCCUUCACCGUCCAUCCAGGUGAUCACCUUUUAAUCGUUGGGCCCAAUGGAUGCGGUAAAUCCUCCCUAUUCCGCAUCCUCGGCGGUCUAUGGCCCGUCUACGGAGGAAAAGUUAAGAAACCCCGUUUCGACGACAUCUUCUACAUCCCUCAACGACCAUAUCUUUCGCGAGGUACUCUUCGCCAACAGGUCAUCUACCCAGACGGUGUCCGUGAAAUGCGCGCCAAGGGCAUCACCGAUGACGACCUCUACGACAUCCUCUCCGUCGUGGAGAUCGCCUCCGUUGUCGACCGUCCGGGGGGCUGGGACGCCGAAGAGGAAUGGCGCGACGUGCUAUCAGGUGGUCUACAACAACGGAUAGCCAUGGCCAGGCUAUUCUACCACCGACCCAAAUUCGCUAUUCUGGACGAGUGCACCUCUUCCGUGACUCUGGAAAUCGAACGAGUCAUGUACGAAACGGCCAAGCAGCUGGGGACUACAUUGAUGACCGUGUCUCAUCGGCGCAGUCUCUGGAGAUAUCAUAAGAAGAUCCUGCAGUUCGACGGAGAGGGAAGCUAUAUCUUCACUGGGUUGGAUUGGGAAAGAAGACUCAAGUUGGAAGAUGAGAAGGAGGAGCUGGAUCUCCAACUUCGAAUGGUCCCAGAGUUGCAGAAGCGCAUGGCUGAAUUGAGUGCCUCGUAGGGAGCUUAUACCAUCUUGGGUUUGUUGUCCUAUAG
Messenger RNA from Aspergillus sclerotioniger CBS 115572, 2473 nucleotides. RefSeq names its product ATP-binding cassette long-chain fatty acid transporter PXA2. Gene Ontology annotation, biological process: fatty acid beta-oxidation; long-chain fatty acid import into peroxisome; peroxisome organization. Gene Ontology annotation, cellular component: peroxisomal membrane. The record is from RefSeq and is a predicted model, not a curated record. Gene Ontology annotation, molecular function: long-chain fatty acid transmembrane transporter activity; ABC-type transporter activity; ATP hydrolysis activity. The transcript has 3 exons. NCBI's taxonomy places the organism in Eukaryota, Fungi, Ascomycota, Eurotiomycetes, Eurotiales, Aspergillaceae. The coding region runs from base 252 to 2438 and encodes 728 amino acids.